AUGUCCAUCACAAAACCAAAGACAACAAGGAAACCGAUUUUUUUCCCACUGAGCUUUUUUCUGUCCCCCGAAGGCCAGAUGGUGCUCUCCAGUCUCCCCCUUCAGAUGCUGCUGUACUUCAACGCCUUCUUCCUCCCCUUCUGGUGUCUGUCCGAGGCAAUUAUGCUGGAGCUAAAGUUUAGCUUGCUACCCCUUUACUACCAAUGCUUGCUGGUUGCUGCGUACCUGACAAUUGUCGGAGUGGAAGCCGCUCGUCUCUUCCUUGGAUACGUUGGGAAUUUGCAAGAAAAGGUUCCAAAGUUGGCUGGAUUCCUCCUCCUGUCCUUCAUCAUUGAGAUGCCCGUCUUGCUGUUCAUCUUGACGGACCAUCAGGUGAUCUGUAUGCCUCUGGAAAUGGCGGUGCAUGGUGUCCUCCUCUGCUUCCUCAUCUCGGAGAUCGUGGCCGCUUCCUUUGCCCUCAAAGACAUGGCCAAGCACCUGGCCAGGCAGUUCUACCUGGUGCAGUUUGAAGGGCGUCCGGGCAGGGGGGCCCCAGUGGUAUUCAUGCAGUUAAUAAAUGAGGUGCUGCACGAGCACAAGAAGGUCCUUGUCUACCUAGAGAACAUCCUCAUCUACACAGAGACCAUGGACGACCACGUACCACUGGUCCGCCAAGUACUGGAAAAACUUCUGGCAGUCAACCUAUACGUCAAGAUAAAGGCAUAUAUGGAAUUUCAGGUUGGAGUUGAUGGUCUUAUGGAUGCUAACGCUAUGAUUCUAUGA
This is a messenger RNA of Thamnophis sirtalis, 762 nucleotides long. Lineage: Eukaryota; Metazoa; Chordata; Lepidosauria; Squamata; Natricidae. The record is from RefSeq and is a predicted model, not a curated record.